This is a messenger RNA of Babesia bigemina, 1668 nucleotides long. RefSeq lists its product as hypothetical. The coding region runs from base 1 to 1668 and encodes 555 amino acids. The record is from RefSeq and is a predicted model, not a curated record. The transcript is spliced from 11 exons. NCBI's taxonomy places the organism in Eukaryota, Apicomplexa, Aconoidasida, Piroplasmida, Babesiidae.
AUGCGAGUCAUCAUUACAACGAUGAAUGAUACACAUGAGUUUAAAUAUGUAUACAAUUACUCUAUAUUCAAUCCUAUUUGCCAUAACAAUGUCGUCGAUUCUGCGCGUGAUGCUACAACAUUUCUGGAACGCUCUCUAAGAGAGCUUAGGGACGUUUUGGAUGCCGCUGACAAUGUCACAUCUGGAAGUGAAGAAUCAAUAGCGAAGCUUAGUAACAUUUUUUCCACCUUCGUUUGUCUAAUCUUCCCCCCUCACACCCCUUUUGUAAUCUAUGAUGAGGAGCAAGAGCGCUCCAGAUUGCGACUGCUUACUCACGAGCUUGCGAGGACGUUCCUUAAUGUUAUACACAAACUGAAGGAUUCCUCCGUUGCUCCAUCACUUGGACUGUGCGACUCGAAGUUCAUGGUUAACGUUCUUAAUCUCUAUUGGCGCAACAAUGAAGAAAUUGCUUGUGAUAUAGCUUCGUCGUGCAAGCUGGUUAAUUCCAGUUUCUCACAUGAUCUGGCAGAGUUGGUUAAAUCGUUGUUGGAGAGCCUACAGAAAGAAUGCGACCAUCUACACUUUAUUCUGUCUAGUUUAAAACAGGGCAUGAAGUUCGAGUCUUCUCGCAGCGUGGAAAGCGAUGGCGUGUUUGCAGUCCGAAGUGAAGCGUCUCCUUUCAAUAGAAAUGCGUUGUUCGUUGACAAGGAAACGGUGAUUUCCGAUAUAUUGUCAUAUUUAGAGACGAUUUUGCACUAUAUCGAUAAGGAGGAGUACAACUACGUGCUGUCCAUAAGCUUGACCACGGCCGAAGAGGACUCUUGCCUGUUAGCGGCCCUCACCAAUUCGUAUUAUCUGUCAUCGGCCAUCUACGAUCAUAUUUUAUCGCAACGCACUCCAUUGUACAAACAGGAGUCCAUUUCCGACGGCUAUGAAACUCAGUUUCAGACCUGCCUUUUCUACCGCUGCAAGAUGCAGGCGCUACGUUGCAUCCUUGAGGCAGUCAAAUACAACGUCGUGAUUGGUGGAGAUGAAUACAACUUCGAUCGCAAAAUGAUUAUGGAUGACUUGCGUGAUGUCAAGUUUCACGAGUAUGCCGAUGAGUGGAACUCCAUCAGCGGGACGUGCCAAAUCAGGGAGAUUACUGGGAUCACCGACGUUGCAAUCAUUCGCGAACAUUUAAUAAAGCACGAUUUUGACGUGUCCAACGCGAUAAUGGACUUAGUGAAUAGGCCAGUGACGGAGGCACCGAGUCGCCCGGUGAAUAAAACUCCGAUGAAGCCCAUUGUGGAUGCAAACAUGUCGACGUAUUUUGUGCCCAAGGAAACAAGGCAAGCAGUUCUGAACUAUUGGGACUAUGUGAAUCGCCCGGCGGUUUAUGAUGAUGAUUACGACGACGAAGCGGACUUCGAAGAUCUCAUCCCAAUUAAGGCCAAAGUCAUAUACGACGAAAUCAUCGACUCGUCCGACGAUUCUUCUGAAAGUGCAGAGUCCGAUCGUGAGCCACGGAACCAGAGCGGUACUUCAUCUGGGCAAAACGCCGCCGCGACUUCCGAACCUAAGAGUAGGCAAGCCGAAAAUAGGCCUCGCGAUGCCGCGCCUCAUCGUGGGAGAGGUUCGAGAGGGAGCAAUCGGCGCCAAAACUUUAACCGGAAGCGCAACACAAUAAAUUUGGAUGCGUUUGGAUGA